Molecule: messenger RNA, 7279 nt
Organism: Ctenopharyngodon idella (grass carp)
Lineage: Eukaryota; Metazoa; Chordata; Actinopteri; Cypriniformes; Xenocyprididae
Gene: nkain2
Product: sodium/potassium transporting ATPase interacting 2
Exons: 7
Coding region: 2064-2690 (208 amino acids)
Biological process (GO): regulation of sodium ion transport
Source: RefSeq, a predicted model, not a curated record
UUCCACCGGAUUUGUUUAUAACAGUAUGCUUGCUUGGACAUUGUGGAAACUUGGCAAAUGCGAGGACCAGACCUGAUGGCCGGAAAACGCAGAUAGGCUAAGUCAUGUGGCAUGGAACAUGCACACAAACAUAACGCAAGUAUUACUAAUUCUGUCGGUUUCCCAGGUACAAGUGAAUUUAACUGGACCAGAGGACAAGCAUGACAGGAAGGAGGGGUCCGCAAUUUCUCCUGCAGUCAUUACCUCCGGAAAUCGGAAUGUAAAUACAUGGUACUGCCACUCAUGAUUGCUGGGAAAAUUAAAGCAUGUCAUAAACAUUGAUAGAGAGACUGAUUGUCUGUGUAUUUUUUUUGUGGGUGUGGGCUUGUGUUUGUGUUUAUGUUGACUAUUUGGGAUUGCAUUUCACCAGCAUUAACUUUAAGUAUAAAAGUAUAGGAUAUACUAUACAAGUACGCUUUUAGUGUAAAGGCCUAUAUAGUAUAUAAAGUGUAUACUGCAUGUGUUACUCGGCUCUAAUGAAUACUUGAUUCUGAUUGGUCAGUCACGGGCACGGCAUCGAUCGUGGCAACGCUGCACAUUAUUCCUCUCAGGUAAAUAAAAUCGACGCUACAGCAUAUAGCUAUAAUAUACUGUCAUAUCUUCUACUGUGUUUGACAAUAAAGACAGAUACAGACUUAUUAUUAGAUUAAAGUAUUAUUAAGCUGUUACUUUUAAUAUUGUUGCAGUGUUCGUCUUGUUUGCUAGCCGGUUUUUUUUUUGUUUGCUAGCCUAUAGUAGCCUAGCCUAUAUGCUGUAGUGGAAUAUUUUUUCUUAAUGUAACGUUAGCUAACAAAGUAAUUUAUAGCCUAUAUUUUUCUUAAUACAGCUAAAGUUAUAAAGUAAUGUCAACUUAAAUCAAUAUUUUGUCUACCUAUUUUAUUAUUAUUGAUUUUGUGAGUAACCAGGAUACAAUCGUUUUCGCAAAAUAAAUCCUUCAUAAGCUGCAAAAACGUUGUAGAAAUUAAACUUUUUUCUCGUCAAAGGACCUUUUAAACUACAAUAAUAGAAGAUUAAUAAACGAAUUGUUACAUUAGUAACAAGGACAUUUCUUUUCAUUGUAGACUUUGAAACCCGCGGGAGCCGUUUACAUUCCGACCUGGAAUUUCCUGAGGGCGACUGAAGCAAUUACAGCCCGCUAUAUAUCUGCAUCUUGCCGAGUGACCCCCAAAUAUCACACAGUCAUUAUUUCCAUAUCGCCUUGCUCUCACGCCCACUGAGAGAGGGAGCAGAGAGCUCAUCCGGUGCAUUGAGGGACGUCCAGGUCCUCAUCUGCGCUCUGUACAGCAUCAGCACCAGCCGCUGCGUGAGAAACAAACCGAGUCGCAUCCCCGCGGAGAGCAGCACCGCGUGCGCUUCAUUCAAUCUGGAGCGUCAGAUGGUGCAAGAUGCUCCGCUUCUUUGUCCUCCUCUACACCCGAACUGAGCAAGUUAACGCUGGAAGGGACCAAUAGUAGUUUAGGGACCCGCGAAGACACGUUUCAGUUGCACUGAACGGCUCUUGCAGGACGCGCGCUUGGAUUAUUGUCCUUAUAUCACAAUUCCCGUGGAUUUCCUGCUGGAGAACUAAACACGCGCGUCGCGGCUUCCAGAGAAAGAAAACGAGUCACUACUGUUUAAAAUGUGUUAUUUCGGUUUCUUUCUCGCGAGGGAGGAGCAAUGAGAGCGUAAACAACAGUGGGUGUCUUUGUUUCUCAGACACGGACCCGUGGAAAGAUCAUAUUGACAUGUUUUCAGUUCUGGAUCUGGAGAUAGCGUUAUUUCUCCGCCAACUUAGAGAAGUGUUGUUCGUAUCUCUUUGACUUUACGUUACACCUCAGUUCUACUUUUUAGACAAACACAUGCAGUUUUCUUCAUAUCUUCUUCCUAUAUGGUGGAGCGCUUGGGAUGCUUUCAUCGGAAGGGCGUAUUUGAUUCGCGUCUGUCGUCUUUGGAGUGAAGAAAGAUCCCUUUAAACCCGCUGCCUGGGCAUCAUUUUGUGGAGUUACAGCGACCCACGUGGAAACACGGACUCGAAGGAGGGCAAGAUGGGCUGUUGCAGUGGUAGAUGCACGCUGGCAUUUAUAUGUGGCAUGCAAUUGAUCAGCAUCUUGGAGCGACAGAUAUUUGAUUUCCUCGGAUACCAGUGGGCUCCGAUCCUCACAAACUUCAUCCACAUCAUCACAGUGAUUCUAGGGCUCUUUGGAACAGUACAGUUCAGACCGCGAUAUGUGACCGGGUAUGCGGUCUGGUUGGUGCUGUGGGUCGCCUGGAAUGUCUUCAUCAUCUGUUUCUAUUUGGAAGUGGGUGACCUUUCAAAGGACACAGACCUGAUUAUGACCUUUAACAUCUCCAUGCAUCGCUCCUGGUGGAUGGAGAACGGCCCAGGGUGCAGGGUGACCCCCGUGACCCCUCCUCCCUCCUGGGCCCCGGAGGACCAUCGCUACAUCAGCAUCGCCGGCUGCCUGCUGGAGUACCAGUAUGUGGAGGUGGCCCACAGUUCCUUGCAGAUUAUCCUGGCUCUUGCUGGGUUCAUCUAUGCCUGUUAUGUUGUGAAGCUCAUUUCUGAAGAGGAGGACAGCUUUGACUUUAUAGGAGGGUUUGAUUCAUACGGUUACCAAGGGCCACAGAAGACAUCACAUUUGCAACUACAACCAAUGUACAUGUCAAAGUAAAAGGAUAACUGCCUUAUCAACCAAUCAAAAUGAUGAACUGAUGUUUGAACUUGUCUUUCUACGUAAAUGUCUUAACAUGAUAGUGUCUUACGGACUGUCGGAGGAACACAGAACUGACGCUUUAACCUCAAAGACUCGAGCAACAGAGUGGAUUUUCUUUGUCUACGCCCAGCCCUUCCUCCUCCAGAGCGCUGCCGGCAGGCGCGAGAGAGCCCUCGUGUGGCCGAACCCCCUCAGCAGACUCUCGUCUUGUUGCAGCCAUUAGCAGUGCAAAUUGGAGGAGCAGAUUGCGUCGAUGUCUGCGGACAGAUCUGCAAUAAGAAAGACUUGGAAUUGUGCAAUGGACCGAAUGGAUAUAGUGUCAGUGUGUCCGACUGACUUUCACGGAAUCCAUCCAUACUUAAAGAAUGUUCAUUAACCAGUCAGUAUAAUAUUAGUUAUCUAGUCCUACAGUCCUUCAAAUGGUGACUGGAGUGGAGAGUCAUUAUUCCGGUUGUUUACAAAGGUUUAUUCCAAGCACUGGGAUUACCUUUGGUGUUUAAUUGCAACCCAAGUAGUUUUUCUUCUUUCUCCUGGAUGUACUCGUCUUGAAAGUGCCAAGAACAGUUAAGAAAAAAACAAAAACAAAUAAAGAAAUCAGUAGCUGCUAAGAGAUUCAUAUUUUUUGGAGUUAAACGACAGUCCGAAAAAAUACCUAUGAGUUUAUCCGUUCGACGUCGCCAUGGGAUUCAGCCGUAUUUGUUUGCAUGAGGUGUCAAAAUCUGUUGCGUAUUUAAUAUCUUUCAGCUAGACAUAGGCCGACCUUAGAAGGGGUAACAGUUGGCCUACUGCGACUGUCCUUGCUCCGAAAGGUUACUUGUGAAUAUUGUUGUUUUUUAAGACGGUGUUGAGUCUUGUUAACAAGAUAAUGAUUAGAAAACCAAUUGUAACUUCUUUCUAUUUUAAGCCUUUUUUAACAUGUGUGCCAGUGUUCACUCUUUUAUAGUAGACUAAUAAUUUGUUAUGCCGUGUAAGUGGGCCUUUCUUUUUCGAUAUACCUGUACAUAUUGAGGGGGGAUAGGGAUAGAGAUGCAGUAUUUGUAGUGAUGUGAUGUGCGAGGAGGUGUGUGGAAGAGUCUACUUGGGUUAAAGCGUUUUGUUUUGUGUAGUAACAGAAACCCAAGAAUAACGAGUCUCUAAAUAAUUUCUUAAUGCAAUUGUUCCCCAACUUUUAAGCAAGAGGUUAGAAUUGCGCAAAAUGCUGAAGCUGUUCAGGUGUUUCCCUUGGAUUUAGCUGUGCUGUAUGGCUUCAUUUGUAACCUGCUUCCUGAAUGAAUAUCAAGAAAAGAGUUUCUUUUUAUGCUGCACUUUCAAUCGCCUAAAAUACUGCGCCUAUUGUAGCCCUUGGAUGAUACGCGAAAGCGUGAAAUGUCUUCAUUUCGGUCAAACUACCAUGCCAAACACAGCUGAAUAACGCAUUUUCCCCUUCCUCAACAGAUAAUGGAUGAUGAAAUAUGUAUUUCUCCACUGUAUAUUAUCUUUUCCCUUGAACUGAUUCUAGUAACUGUGUGGGGUUGACAUAUUUCUGCGGUUUGGUGUAGAGAAAGUGCCUAAAAUGACAUCCUGUUAACAUUCCAAUAAAUGGCAAUCUGCUCUCACCCAGAACGGCUGUACAUAAACCGAGGGUCUGACUGAGCUGUGUUUAAUCAAACCCCUUGUGAACUGCACUGGCAAAGCUAAGUGGCUUUGAUAAUUAAUAAAGAUAUUUUAGCCGCACCACUCUCCAGAACUCACUGGCAAAUAAUUCCCUGCAGUCCUUCGCUGCAGUCUUUGUGCAUCCGACUCAAUAUGGAGUGACGUUUGAAUGGGUAAUGUGAUUCAAUAAGAAUGAUGACACUAGGAAAGGAAACCUGAAUGGGUAUAUCUCACAAAACCUUUCAAAAACAUAUUUAUUUAGGUUAUAUUUCAUCCCCAAAAUCAUAAUAUAGAGAAAAUAUAUUUUGCUGUAUAAACAAAAAAAGAUUUUAUUUUAUAUUUAUUUUUAUUAAUACAAGGAAUUCAUUUAUAAUUUAUCAUAAAUUCUAAUAUUUAUUAUAUUACUGUAAUGCACAAAGAUCUUAUUCUUAUUGCUGUAAUGCAAAAAUAACAAUAUAAAAAGUUCUAUAUUACAGUAAUGAGAAUCUAAUGAGAACCACCAUUGACAAUUUUGGGAACUAAAAAAAAAAACAUCUGUAUGGUAUUGUGGUAAUGAGAAGAAAAUAUAUAUGGAUAUAUAUAUAUAUUGCAACAUUGUUAGGAUUCAGUUGUUUUGUGUGGGUUUGGGUUGUUUUGUUUUUCUUUUCAGAUGCCUUUUUCUUCUUGUCAAUGUGCUGGGGUUGGGUCUUGCCUGAGUCUUGCUGUUGUUUGGCCAGUGCUUCUUGGUAAGAUGUCUCCUUCAUGGAAAAAGUUAAAACGAGCUUAAUGCCAAUAGUGGCGAACACAAUGAAACCACCAAACACCAGAAUUCCCAGAGUUUGAGGGUCAUACACAUCCAUCUUUGCUCAGUCCUGUCCCUCCUAUUCCUGAUCCUGCGUUCAAACUCACAGCGAUAAUCGCUGCUGACUUUUGGAGUCGUGCGAGAGGUCCCGGGUUAAGAUCCCGGACAAGCCCCCAUAUGUCACACCUGGCUCAAUGGUGCGGAAGGGAAGGCGACACAGCAGAGUAAACUCAAAUAAAAGAAUUUAUUACAUCCAAAUUAACACAACAACAUAAUCAAAACAUCAGUCAUCAGUAAUACCAGUCUGAAAUGCAAGUGAUUGGAUGUAUAACUAUGGAAUGUUGUCAGGACAAGUGCAUGGUUGCGAAACAAAAAUAACUUUCUCAAAAAUGAAUUGCAGAUCUGGCAAACUGCUCCCGCAGACAGUGUUGGGGAAAGUUACUUUUAAAAGUAAUGCAUUACAAUAUUGCAUUACUCCCUAAAAAAGUAACUAAUUGUGUUAGUUACUUUUUAUGAAAAGUAAUGCAUUACAUUACUUUUGCGUUACUUUUUCUCACCUGGGCUGGGCUUGCUUGUUUGUUUAUUUAAUAACAACAAAAAAAGUUCUAUUUUUGGCAAAUGUAAAGACACUUUUACACCAAAAGUGAAAAGAAUAAGCCUCAGGCUGAAGGAAAUGCAUAUUUACGCCUGUGCAGUAGAGGGCGCAGCUCAAAUAAACCUUUCAACAAACCUUUCAGCUGUGCUGCCAUUCUGGAUCAAAGAAGAAUAGGAUACAGGUGAAGGAAGAUCAAUACUCUCAUUUCUAAAUCUAAUCAAAAGUAAUUUUUGCUUAUUAGUGAGGUUGAAUUAGAUAAUUGAAAGUCAGCAGCAAAGACAUUGGUUAAUAAAGUGAGAUUAAAUACAUAAAGUAUAUUUGUGUAAUUUAAUAUAGUUAAUUAUUAGAGGUUUUCAUAAAAUUCUGAGAUUGCAUUUCACUGUUUUUAUUCAUUUUGAGGAAUACUGAAUGUUUUUGUGCAAGUGAGAUAAGUAAAUGCAUGUUUCCAUUUAGUCUAGAACUACAAUAACCAUCAUGUUCACACAGCGCACACAACACCUCAGCACGUUAUUUCUCUCAACAUGGGGACAGGAGAGCUGUCCGUCAAUAAAUGUGAAAAAAGUAACUUAGAUAUUUUGUUGUAAAUUGAAAAAGUAAUGCAUUGCAUUACUAGUUACUUGAAAAAGUAAUCUGAUUACGUUACUCAAGUUACUUGUAAUGCGUUACGCCCAACUCUGCCCACAGAUGGUUUUAUUAGUUUCCAAAAUUGUCAGUGGUGAUUCUCAUUAGACUCUUAUUACUAAUGAUAAAAAUUAAGUAUUUUUAGGACCAUUUUUUAUUUUAUUUUUGGGGAUUUUGGGGUGAAAUGUGACCUGGACAUGUUUUCAAGAGAUUCGUCUAUUUAACUCUUAUUGCUUGGAGGUGCUUGAUUGCCUAAAGUACUCAAAGAUCCCAUUCCAGAUCUUACAUCAGUCUGGCUGCUGUACGAAUGACUUCUAAGACAUUUGUAAAUACAUCCUGAUUCAACAUGGUGCUUGAUUAGACUUUAUUAUAAAGAAUAAACAGGGCAAAGUUUAAGCAAAAAAAUAAAUAUUCUGGUUCUCAAUAUACUUGCAAGACACAGUCUAAGCUUAUGUGAGAUUUACCCUGCAUCAAAACAUAUAAAAGACUUGACAGUGUUAAAUGUCAAAUUUGACUAUCAUAAUUAUUGAGCUGAAAAGAAACCUGAAUGAAAAUGAAUAUCCUCCAAAAAAUCUUGCAUGAUGCUUCUACCCAGGAGUGUAUGUGAUGUCACAAUGACAGUGCUCUAACCAAAACUGUAAAUAAAAAUAUGGAUUUAGAAACUAGUUUAAAUUCUUUGUGAAGUGGUCCGGACGAAUUCAAAAAUAUAGCUUUUAUUUGACAAUAUACUGUAACCAUUCUCGUUAAUUAAGUGGUCAAUUAUGAUAUUCGAAAACAAAUGACACUCAUGGUAGAUGCUUUAAGCAGUUUUCCAGGUUGUUUUCAUUGGAUUCAGUGCUACGUUUUGAUUAGAUAGGCCUUUUCUAUUUCUGUUUCUUUUAAAGAAUGACUGUAAAUAAAACCAGACUGUGUCACUGA